Molecule: messenger RNA, 1094 nt
Organism: Dioscorea cayenensis subsp. rotundata (Guinea yam)
Lineage: Eukaryota; Viridiplantae; Streptophyta; Magnoliopsida; Dioscoreales; Dioscoreaceae
Product: probable serine/threonine-protein kinase samkC
Exons: 3
Coding region: 106-906 (266 amino acids)
Source: RefSeq, a predicted model, not a curated record
AAACUUCGGCAGAGGAGAGAGAGUGACCGAGGAAAGGAAGUCAAGUGUCAUAAGGAUAGAUUGGAAGGGCAUAUUGGGUUAUCUUCAAAGCACAUAUCUCUUGCUAUGGAAGGUGGUGCUGGUGCUGGUGCUGGUGCAACUGAAGGUGGUGAUGCCCACUUUGCCACAAUGCAGAAGGCUUCCUCUCAAAAUCAUGCCAAUCUAAAACAACAGAUGCCAAAUCAACCAGCACAGUUUCCAUCAGCAUUUGAUCAAGUACAAUCAGCACACAAGGAAGCAUAUACGGCAUACUUGCAAGCACAUACUUUGUACUUGCAAGCACAGUCCACGUACUGGCAAGCACAAUAUUUAGGAACACUGCAAUCAUCAUCAUCAUCAUCAUCACAGCUACCUCCAUCACCACCAUUGCCUCCAUUACCACCUUCAAUGUCCAUGACACCUCAAUUGUCUGGAUUUGGCCUCACAUCCUCUUCCAACCAAGGUCCACCACAACAAAUGCUGAAUUCUAAACCAUUGUUGUCAUCACAACUGUCUUCUCCAUUAUGUUCAAUGUCGAUGCCAACUCAAACUUCGGCUUCAAACCAAGUUCCAUUUUCUUUUCCUCUUCAACAGAAACUCCAACAUAAUGCAAGGAAUCUUACUGAAAAUGGUGGCAAACUUGGGUUAAACAGAAUGGCAGCAACAACCUUGCGUCCAAUGUCUACGGUGCAACCUCAGUUCUCUGGCCUCAUGACUUCAGCUUCCAAUCAAGAUCAACAGAUGCUGAAUCUACAAGCACAGUUUGUAGACUUGCAAGCACAAUUCAAGCAAUUGUCAUCACAACCACCUCCAGCACCACCACCUCCAAUGUCUAGUGUGUCAACUCAGACUUUGUCUUCUAACCAAGUUCCAUGUGCUAUCCAAUAGAAUGGCAUGCAGGAACCUUGCUGAAAGUGGUGGCAUUGGUGAUGAUGAUGAUGAUGACCUUUAAAGUACUUCUGGAUAUAUAGACAUCAUAUAUGAUUCUAGCUUUUUUGAUGAACCUCUUCUAGGUGAAGUUUUAAUCUAAUAAAAAUCUUAUCUUACUUGGAUAAGACAACCCUAUGUUGGUUCAG